Molecule: messenger RNA, 1389 nt
Organism: Micromonas pusilla CCMP1545
Lineage: Eukaryota; Viridiplantae; Chlorophyta; Mamiellophyceae; Mamiellales; Mamiellaceae
Exons: 3
Coding region: 283-1389 (368 amino acids)
Biological process (GO): double-strand break repair via nonhomologous end joining
Molecular function (GO): DNA-directed DNA polymerase activity; DNA binding
Source: RefSeq, a predicted model, not a curated record
GGCGGCGGCGGCGCGGGCGUCUUCGUCGUGCAUCCAGACUGGGCAUCCAAGAGUCUGAAAGCUCGCGAGGCGCUCCCGCCCGAAGACUUCCCCCCGACCGGCGGCGGCGCGAGAGCGAGCCAGGCGAGUCCGUCGCCGCUGUCGCCGCGCGUGCGCGACGACGAGGGAGGCGGCGGCGGCGGCGGCAUCGCGCCCGCGGACGGCGGCGGGACUGGGGAGCUCGUCGCCGCCGCGACGACGCCGCCGCCCGAGGAGGAGGAGGAGCGGCCGUACCUCGGGCGGAUGCGCGCGAAACUCGCGUGCCAGCAGCGCUCGCGGGACCCGCCGAAGGGGGUCAACCUGAACGCGCACAUCACGGACAAGCUCGAGGAUCUCGCGGAGAUUUACGACAAAGUCCUCGGCGAUCCGUACAAGGCGAAGAACCACAACCUCGCGGCGAACGCGAUCAAGGACCUGCCGUUUAAAGCGACGCGGAUCGAACAGCUCGUGGACCCUCCGGUGAUUCCCGCGAUGGCGAGCAAACGGUCGACCGUGCGCGGGAAGAUAAACGAGAUCCUCACGACGGGUCGCUUACAGAAGCUCGAGGAGCUGAAGCGGAACGACCGCGUCGUCGCGGUGCGGGAGCUGACGAGGGUGUGGGGCGUCGGCGAAGCCAAGGCGCGGCACCUCUUCAACGUCGGGAUUAAAACCGUGAACCAACUCCGCGCGCGCCAAAUGAUCGGGUUGAAAUACUUCGACGAGUUCGAUCAGCGGAUGCCGAGAGAGGAAGCGUCCGCGAUCGCGGGGUACGUCGAACGUGCGGCGCGGCGCGCGUGUCCGGGAUGCGUCGCCGUCGCCGCGGGAUCGUACCGCCGCGGGAAACCCACCUGCGGCGAUCUCGACGUCUUGAUCUCGCCGACCCGGGAGUGGAUGACCGCGGAGAGCUGCGGGAGUUUAGGCGACGGAAGAGGCGGCGUCUCGACGUUCAAGGACAUCCUCCCGACGGUGCUCGCGGAGCUGCGGGGGAAGGGCGUCUUGACGGACGACCUCAGCGUCGGGAAGGACUCGUACAUGGGCCUCGCGCGCGCUGAUGCCGACGCCGACGGCGGCGGCGGCAUGGGCGUAGUCCCCGUCGAACCCGCGCGGACGCACCGGCGGAUCGACGUCAAGGUGUACGCCCCCGAGGAGCUUCCGUUCGCGUUGCUGUACUUCACCGGCAGCGGGUACUUCAACCGGAGCAUGAGAUACUGGGCGAAGCGGAGGUUCGGGCUGUCCUUGAACGAUAAGGGUAUUUUUCGCGAGACGUCGAACGCGGCGUCGAAGGUGACGGACGCGGAGAUCGACGACGAGGCGGACGUGUUCGAGUAUCUGCGGCUGAAAUACGUCGCGCCCGAGGAUCGAAGCGUGUGA